Messenger RNA from Helianthus annuus (common sunflower), 1674 nucleotides. RefSeq lists its product as uncharacterized. The coding region runs from base 1 to 1674 and encodes 557 amino acids. The transcript has 2 exons. The record is from RefSeq and is a predicted model, not a curated record. Lineage: Eukaryota; Viridiplantae; Streptophyta; Magnoliopsida; Asterales; Asteraceae.
AUGGAGGCAGGCAUAAGGGCGGCCGAGUCAGAAGAACACCGCCAGCACAUUAAAGAUUUGAAAGCGAUUCACGCCUUGCAAGAAAAGGAGAAAAGAGAAAAGAAGUUGAAGCGAAAAGAGAUAUCAGCCUCAGAAAGACCAAGAACAGUGACUGAGGAAGUUCAAUCGUUGAAUGAUUUCGUAGAUGCAAUGAUUGUAGACCCCGAGGAAGCAUCUGCGAGCAAGGGCCCUUCUAAAGUGUCUCCUGUGAAGCCAACAAAGAUUUCAAAGCCUCCAGUACCUCCACAAAGGGUUCGUCCCUUUCAAGAACUCUACGACAAGCUGAUCAAAGAUACCGGGCCUUCAGUUGCCAAAGAAAUUUGUCUGCUAAAGAAUCAAGUAAACGACACGAACCUUCUGAGGGAAAAGAUCAAGGAUCAGAGGAAGAAAAACAAAGAAAUGACUGCAUACAUGGCUAAACAGUCCAAGUUCAUCAGAUUCCAGCAAGCGGGAUUGGAGAAAAUGUAUAGAAUGAUGAGGAACAUGUGUGAGCAAAUGAAAGUGAAACCCAUGUUUUCCUUUGAAGAAAUCUUCGAUUUUGAGGGGUUCGUGGAAGAAGAAAAUACUCGAAAGGAAAAGGAGGCUGAAGCUAAGAAAAAGCGUUUGGAAUCGGUCGACAAAGUAUCUGAGGGAAACGAAAGUGAUGAAGAAGCUGUGGAUCGAGAUGAUAUGCCGGCAAAAUUUCUCGAAUGGGGUCUUGAAGACGAAGUUCUCUAUGAACAAGAGAAUGGAAAAACAUUCGCUCCUGAGCACCCUGAAUGGUUCAAGAAGGAGAGAGAACAACUCCCGGAUUUCUAUCAAGUUAUAACAGUGGAAAAGACUGAAGCUACUGAUAAGAUCAUCAGCUGGAUGUACGAAAAUGUUCGAGGAAUGUUUGUAGUGAAAAGACGUGGUGGAGUAAUCCAGUAUUUCCAGACCGGAUUUGAUCUUUUCUCACUUCCCAGGUGGGAUCUACGGGAACUUGGUCGUCUAGACAUAUUAAACCCUGAAGAAAGAGGAAUCGGGAGGGAUUUCGAGCGAAUAAUUGCCAAAGAAAGUAACAGGGUUUCCCGAAUCAUGCUCCGCAGCGUCCAAGACGCAGAGUCUCAAAAACAACCAUCGAUCCACAGGACCGGUGAAGCUGUAAUAAGAUCCAAUGAAAAUGUGGAUAUUCGUAUUCUGGAUCCGAUGGAUGUUUUUAUGUUUGGGCUCUCAGAUCUGACAAUAUUAAACGCUAGUCGUAUAAACGUGGGAGCGGGUAACGCAAACAUGGAGGAGGCAGCGUUAUUUCAGAGAGCGGUGGAGCGAGCCUGGAAUUUGAAAAGGAAAAUGUUGGAUCUGGUUGAUAAAAUUGAGAAGAGGAAAGAAAAGGAAGAUAAGAAAAGGGAAGCAAGAAAGAAGAAGAAACACGAACGAAAGAAAGAAGGAACUUCUGCUUCUGCAACUGAACCCACCACUACAUCACCACCUCCGGCCUCAUCCACAUAUGAGGCCACUAAGGAGGACCAACCAAUUUGUGAAGCUGCAAUUACUCAAGAAACUUCGGUUACACCAACCGAGACUCAAGCACCACCAGAAACGACAGUGCAUGAAGACAGUCCCAAAGAGCCUGAGAAGCAAGCUACAGAAAAUCCAGCGGCCACAACUGAAGAAUGA